Messenger RNA from Halteromyces radiatus, 1176 nucleotides. RefSeq lists its product as uncharacterized. Bases 96 to 1073 code for a protein of 325 amino acids. The record is from RefSeq and is a predicted model, not a curated record. NCBI's taxonomy places the organism in Eukaryota, Fungi, Mucoromycota, Mucoromycetes, Mucorales, Cunninghamellaceae. The transcript has 4 exons.
CUCCCUCCCUUUUUUGUCUCGAUUAAAUAUUCCUCCAAUGCAUAUUGAUAUUCUUUUUCUCUUUUUUUUUACCUUCUUUAUUCUUUUUUUAACUCAUGAAACAAUUCUUGAACCAUUUAUCACUAACGACAUUUUCACAAAAUACUUGUGAACCUCAUCAUGAUCCUUCUUCUUUUUACAUUAGUCUCUUUUUAUGUAUUGGUUUAGUAGUAUCUUAUCUUCCACAGCAUUAUCGUAUCAUUGUCAAUAAAACAAGUGAAGGUUUUAGUGCUUGGUUUUUACUUCUUGGUGUUGUAUCUUCUACUUCUAGUUUAUUCAAUAUUGUUUUAUUACAAUGGAAAGCUAUUGUUUGUUGUCAUUCUUUGUCAACAGGUGCUUGCUUUGAAGGAUUAAUGGGUGUUUUCCAAAUUGGAUUACAAUGGGCCAUGUUUUCUCUAGUAUUCAUCUUGUUUUUGUUAUAUUUUCCCGAAAAUCGAAAACGUCAAGUUCAUCGUCCAAAUAGCUUACAUUUAGAUUUACCAUCUACUCUUACAGAUCCUAUAUCAGAAGAAUGGAAAGUAUCUCUGGUGAUAGCUGCUCUUUGUCUUGGUCAUCUUGCUCUGUCGUUUGUGAUAUCUGUGAUGUUAUUGAUCUUUGUUGGUGGACCUGAGGAUCAUCAUUUGACAAAUUUAUGGGCUGGCUUUUUAGGUGUAUUUAGUAUGAUCUUGGCUGCUAUGCAAUAUUUUCCUCAAAUUUGGAAAACUUGGAAACGAAAAUCUGUUGGUGCUCUUAGUAUUCCUAUGAUGUUACUUCAAACACCAGGUAAAAAAAAAAAAGGGAAAAAAAAGACUGGAAACUCAUCUGUUUCUGUGAUAGGGACGGCUUUGUUUGUAUACUCCUUGAUGGUUAGACCUGGCACCAAUUGGACAGCUUGGAUUACAUAUAUGGUGACAGGCAUCUUACAAGGAACUUUAUUGACAUUGUGUAUCAUAUGGCAUUUCAAGAAUAAACGGAUGGGUGUCAGUGAUUUGGAUGGAUUACCCGAACAAGUACAUACCGAUGAAAGAACUCGACUAUUAGAUGAUGUUAACUAAUUUAAUAGUUAAUCUUUUAUUUUUAUUUUUAUUUAUAUUGUAUUUUACAUUAUGAUACUCUUUUGUUUUUAUUUUCAAAUCGAAAUAAAUUAUUGUAUAUGAC